Molecule: messenger RNA, 1177 nt
Organism: Chenopodium quinoa (quinoa)
Lineage: Eukaryota; Viridiplantae; Streptophyta; Magnoliopsida; Caryophyllales; Amaranthaceae
Product: floral homeotic protein PMADS 2-like
Exons: 7
Coding region: 257-904 (215 amino acids)
Biological process (GO): positive regulation of transcription by RNA polymerase II
Cellular component (GO): nucleus
Molecular function (GO): RNA polymerase II cis-regulatory region sequence-specific DNA binding; protein dimerization activity; DNA-binding transcription factor activity, RNA polymerase II-specific
Source: RefSeq, a predicted model, not a curated record
UAGAAGUUAACAUAAACCAAAUAAGUUUAAACAUGUAUGUAAAUCAUUAGUCAAAAUUACACCAAAUAAUUUAAUUAUUCCAUAUAUAACCAAACCCUACUUCCCAACUUUUUAAAGCCCCCUUGUCCUCAAACCCUUCCUAAUAAAGGCACACCCCUUAGCUUCAAUUCAUUACCACAUCUUCAUCUCUAGCCUCCUUCCAUUUUUAUUCUUCAUCUUCAAUUCAUUACCACAAAGUAACAGAAAAAAAAAAAAAAUGGGGAGAGGAAAGAUUGAGAUAAAAAGAAUAGAAAACCCAUCAAACAGGCAAGUAACUUACUCAAAGAGAAGACAUGGGAUUUUCAAGAAAGCUGAAGAAAUUUCUGUUCUUUGUGAUGCUAAGGUUUCUUUGGUUAUCAUUACUAACAAUAGCAAAGUGCAUGCUUAUCAUAGCCCUACUACCUCGGUGGAAGAUAUACUUGAACACUACCACAAAAUUUCUGGCAAGAGGCUUUGGGAUGCUAAACAUGAAAAUCUGAGCAACGAGAUAGAAAGGAUCAAGAAAGAGAAUGACAAUAUGCAGAUUGAACUCAGGCACUUGAAAGGAGAGGACAUUGCAGCAUUACCAUACACAGAAUUGCAGCAGCUAGAGGAUGCUCUUGAACAUGGUAUUUCUAGUGUACGCGACAAGGAGAUGGAAAUCUACGGGAAGCUCCAAAAGAAUGUAAGGAGGCUUGAGGAGGAGAGAAAGGAGCUCACUUAUUUAUGGCACUGUCAGCACAAGCAAGAAGUCAUGGAAGGAGAUAUGGGUGAAAUGGAGGGUGGUGUAUGCAUUAAUCCACAGGAUAGAGACUAUCGUUACCAGAUACCGCCUUUCGGACUAUCUAUGCAACCAAAUUUCCAUGAUAUAUUUGAUGUAAAAUGAACUUCAAUAGUUCAAUUGCUGCUGCUGUUACUUCUGUUAGUGAGUUCUUCAUAUCAAAAUUCUGGACUGGAUCGGAUCGGAUUGGAUAAUGUGACAAUUCCUAACAAAUGCUUCUAGAGCUAGCUAAUGCGUGUGUGAGUGUGUGUUUUGUGUAAUGUGUAAGGAUUGAUUUCCUUGAUCUUCCUAAUUCAGCAACUCUCUAUGCUAGUGUGCUGUUAUUUGUGUGAACUUUAUGCAUUGGUAGUAUAAUUUAACUUGAUAAUUCAAAAGCAA